Molecule: messenger RNA, 1068 nt
Organism: Nicotiana attenuata
Lineage: Eukaryota; Viridiplantae; Streptophyta; Magnoliopsida; Solanales; Solanaceae
Product: vesicle-associated protein 2-1-like
Exons: 8
Coding region: 234-884 (216 amino acids)
Biological process (GO): endoplasmic reticulum membrane organization
Cellular component (GO): endoplasmic reticulum membrane; plasma membrane
Source: RefSeq, a predicted model, not a curated record
UCCCUUUCCUCUCUUUCCCCUUUCCCUUGCCCCUCACCUCAUUAUUGAUGAUUGAUACCCCCCUACCCCCAUUACCCCCACACCCACACCACCACACCUACCUGUAUAAGAAACCUUCAUAACAUAACUAUUCACUUUUCCCCCCCCUCUUUCUCUUUCUUCUUCUCUCAAAAGCUACACGGAUCUUUCAGGUUCGGUUUGAUAGGGGGCUGAUCAGCUUGAGGUUCGUAACCAUGACUGGUACUAACAACCAGUUGAUAUCUGUUAGUCCUGAGGAGCUCAGAUUCCAAUUUGAGCUGGAGAAACAAAGCUACUGCGAUCUUAAAGUUACAAACAGCACAGAGCAUUGUGUUGCUUUCAAGGUGAAAACUACUUCUCCUAAAAAGUACUUUGUUCGGCCAAACACGGGUGUCAUACAUCCCUGGGAUUCAUGUUUUAUACGAGUCACCCUCCAAGCGCAAAAAGAGUACCCUCCGGAUAUGCAAUGCAAGGACAAGUUCCUCCUACAGAGCACCAUUGUGAAUAAUGAUUCUGACGAACUUUCUCCCGAUACUUUUAAUAAGGAUAGUGGAAGAACUGUAGAAGAGUGCAAGCUUAGGGUUGUCUACAUCUCUCCUCACUCAUCUCCUGGACAAUCUGAAGAUGCGUUUAAACAAAGUUCUGAUGUCAACUCUAGUCAAGCAUUGCAGCGUGCUAGAGAUGAAAGGGAUGCAGCUUUCCGACAAACACAGCAGCUGCAACAGGAAGUGGAAGUUCUUAAGAGACGAAGAAAUCGGAGGGGUGAUGCAGGCUUCUCUCUAAAGUUUGCACUCGUUGUGGGAGUCAUUGGGAUAAUGGUUGGGUUUCUAUUUAAACUGUUGAUGUCUUCACCUUCUACAGAAUAGCACAAGUCCCUCCGUUCGUGGAUUACAGUUUUUCUUUUUCAGUUUACUGUAUAAUUUUCUAGUGUUGGUGAACUGAAGAGCUCGCUGGCUCUGUUCUUUCUGUGUAAAUUGAUCAAUUUUUAUGAUACUUUGUAUUCAUUCUCACCAUUUUUCAGUUCAUAUAUAUUUUCUUUUCUUUUGUUUC